UGUAAAUACAGUUAAACACAUGGAAGUAAAGAAAUUAAUAAUAUUCAUCUCUAAGAACAUUUGAUAUAGAAAUUCUAAUCAACUUCAAAAUUUCUUUAAAAAAAACAAAAAAAUACCCCAAAACAAGAGGAAAAUCAGUAACUGAAGAAUAUCCACUUCGUUCCAUCUACCACCAUGGUACUUCUUUCCUGUUGGAGUGUUUUAGUAUUCACCUUGGCACAUUUUACAAAUAUCCAGGCCACAAGAUGGGAUGUAACAGUUUGUUUUGCUCAGGCUUACUAUUCUUCAGUUCACUGUAAUUUGAACUAUGAAUAUAAAGAAAUAUCAUAUAAAGGCUACAAAAACUGCUUCUACACCAAUUUUGAAUUAAACGGUGGAGAAGAGCCCAGUUCUUUUAAAGUUAAUCUGAAAUAUAAAUAUAAGGCAUAUGUUCAAAAUCACGAUAUUCCAGAAAUGUAUUUUCUCAGAUGCUCAUCAAGUUGUUCUAAGAAGCAGAAAUUAGAAAAAUGGACACAAUGGAACCUUGAAGUUAUAAGUAGUGAGAUAAAUGACAAUUAUAACUAUUCUUUUGAAAUAAAGCCUUCUGGUGUAAAAAAUAUUAAUUUUGGAAUGAAUUCUAAAACAUCAAAUAAAUCAUUCUUCCUUCCAAGGGAAAUGAAUACAAGGUCAAGAAUAGAAAUAGAGACUACAGGAAAAUUUUGGUCAGAGACAGUUGUAAGUAAACCCUUUAUUUUCUCUCAUUUAGAAACACGUAUAACUGGUUCACUUGACUUCAAAGUAUUACUUGUUUUCAGGUUUUCUGGAUUUGAUUAAAUGAAAUACAUGUAUGCAUAUACAUAAUUCAGCAA
Messenger RNA from Octopus sinensis (East Asian common octopus), 848 nucleotides. RefSeq lists its product as uncharacterized. Lineage: Eukaryota; Metazoa; Mollusca; Cephalopoda; Octopoda; Octopodidae. The record is from RefSeq and is a predicted model, not a curated record. The coding region runs from base 175 to 813 and encodes 212 amino acids. The transcript has 4 exons.